This is a messenger RNA of Scheffersomyces stipitis CBS 6054, 1404 nucleotides long. RefSeq names its product dolichyl-diphosphooligosaccharide-protein glycotransferase (gene WBP1). The transcript has a single exon. The record is from RefSeq and is a predicted model, not a curated record. NCBI's taxonomy places the organism in Eukaryota, Fungi, Ascomycota, Pichiomycetes, Serinales, Debaryomycetaceae. Gene Ontology annotation, cellular component: oligosaccharyltransferase complex; endoplasmic reticulum membrane. The coding region runs from base 25 to 1353 and encodes 442 amino acids.
AGCCAAUUGCACCACGUAUCCAUCAUGAAUGCUCGAGUGCUCUUUUUGGCCGUUUUUCUGUUUUUCGCCGUCUGUUCAGCCAUAUCUGCUGUGGAUUUGGAUGUUCAACAUGCUUUAGUAGUGUACGACCCUAAGCUCAACGACUUGAACGAUACCGAAACCGUCUCAACCGAAGUGAACCAAUUGCUCAACAACUUGAACGAUAACUACAAGGUAACCUUGAAAACUUACGACGACGAAGAUAUCAAAUUAUUCUUUGAUGAUGCUCUCAGAUACGACCAUCUUGUACUCUUACCUUCUUCCAAGAAGGGAAUAGCAGCUAAAUCUGGUCUCUCCCAACACCAGUUGUUGGACUAUAUCAAUGGUAAUGGUAAUAUUUUAGUCGUAGGUGGAGUCAGCGCAGUUUUGCCAGAUGCCAUCCGAGUAUUCUUGAACGAAAUUGGCAUUUAUCCAUCACCUAAGAACUUCAAGUUGACCGACCAUUUCCACUCUACUCCUGAAGGUAAAGUUGAAUUGGACAGUACUACCAAUUUAAUCCCAAACAGAAUUGUCAAGACUUUGUCUGUGAAGGAAUACGAAGGAAGUGCAGCUUUAGUCAACAACAACGAGCAUAUUUUCCCUAUCAUCAAAGGCUCACCAACCUCCUUCACCGCCAAAAGUGCUGUAGAAGCCAUUGAACAAGAUGCUACUUGGACUUUUGGAGAACAAGGAUUUUUAGCAGUAGGAUUCCAAGCUUUGAACAAUGCCAGAUUGGCAUGGGUUGGCUCCGAAGCGCUUCUUGCUGAAGCUGGUUUGUACAAAUGGACUUUCCAACAGCAAAAUGUCUUGAAAUUACAAUUUGUAGAACACUUUAAGGAAGACACUCCUUUGGACAUUAACCCAACUUUGUACAGAAUCAAGGAUCAAAGUAUAUAUGUUAUUGGUGUUUCUGAACUUGUGGAUGGUAAGUGGGUUCCAUACGAAGUUUUGGAGGAAGAAGACCAGCUCCAGCUUGCCUUCAAGAUGUUGGAUCCUUAUCAAAGACUCAACUUAUUGCCUUUGGGAUUCGUUUCCUCUACGAAGGAAAGUGAGCAAUUGGACGCCUUUGCUUACUUUGCCAACUUCACCGUUCCAGACCACCAUGGUAUGUUCACGUUUGAGUUGGACUACAAGAGAACUGGAUUGUCGUACUUGAGCGACGCUAAAAUUGUCACUGUGAGACACUUGGCCAACGACGAGUUCAAGAGAUCGUGGGACAUCACCAAUUCUUGGUUGUAUGUAGCCAGUGCAUUCUUGGUAGCAGUUGCUUGGUUCUUGUUUGUUGUAAACUACAUUUAUGUCAGCAAGACCGAUCUCAAGAAGAAGAACAUCUAGGUUCGCGGUAUAGAAAAUAUCAGUGUAUACUAUAAACAUACAGGUUAAGAG